This is a messenger RNA of Oryza sativa Japonica Group (Japanese rice), 2145 nucleotides long. RefSeq lists its product as uncharacterized. Lineage: Eukaryota; Viridiplantae; Streptophyta; Magnoliopsida; Poales; Poaceae. The record is from RefSeq and is a predicted model, not a curated record.
GUUGGUCGCGGCAGUGAAAGGAGAAAGAAGCGAGCGCAUGGAGUUCAUCGGGUGAGCGUUCUUGGUAGUAGGAGAUUCUUCUCCAAUCCGUGGGAGAAGAGCUAGGAGGAGCGGAGGAAUCCGUGUCCCCUCCCGCGGACCUGCUUCUCCGGCUGCCCGAAACAUGCUUUCUCCCUAUCAGCCUUUGUGAUGCAUUGAACAGGGGUUGAGAAGUACUGUAAUUUUUGUAAUGGCUGGGUGUUCCUUGGCAACACUGAGAGGACAACAUCGAGGGAGAUGGAUCCAAUCUCACAGCAAGCUCCCCACAAGGAUUAUGUCUAUUAAUCUGCCAAAGAGUAAUCACAGUCACAAGAUUCAGCUUCCAUGCCAGUCCAAUUUAGGAAGAAAACAGAAAACUGGUGCAUUUGCUCCUUUGGGUUUUCAUGGAAGGUGUUGCCGGAUCGAAACAUCAGUUAAAUGUUAUUUCUUGCAGUCGCUUGUGGAUUCUGAGAGUAUGAUCUCACCAAAUUUGUUAUUGCUUUCUGAUGAAGCUCUACUAACUAUCAGUAUAGUUUUUGCAUAUUUGGCUGGAGUUGUACCCUCUGGCCAUGCAUUUCCUCAUGCUAGAAACCAUAGUCAAAACCAACAUCUUGGAGCUCCAGGUCCAUCUGAUUCUGGUAGGGAUAUGAAAUGGUUACCUGAAGGGAAUACUAGGUUUUACCCCAGCGAUACAUGGAGUGAAGUGAGAAUGAAACUUUCAGAAGCCUUGCAAUCGAAUGGUCGAGAUGCCACUUCGGAUGGCAGCGAUAGUGAACUCAAGAACAAUCGCAAAAAUUAUCCUUUGAGUAUGCUUGCAAUUCAUGGUGGUCCCAGGCUGCGGCUUCUUCUAGCUACCUUUCAGCUACUUGAGAUGGAGGUAAGAAAUGUUCCUGAAAGUUCUGAACUUGUAGAUGGGAUCAAAUGGUUGCAAAUAUCAACUACGUUGAUUGAUGGCUUGAUUGAACCAACAUUUAUGAAAUGGAUUCAAGAAGAAAAAGCCUGGGAGAACAGCAAGAUCAAUGAAGAACUUAUGAAGACGGUAACCAGCAAAAUAAAGGAGGAUGACAGGAUCUUGAAGAGGUUCAACAGAUUAGGGAAAUCUGAACUCUAUUUGGAUCUGCUUUAUUUCCUGAGAUUUGGUUCUGCAAGGUCUUAUAGCUAUUUUGAUGCUAAAUUUCUGGCUGAACAUGGAGCGAGAAUUUUGGAGGACCUGGUUAUUUUCUUAGCUGACGCGGUCGCUAGUAUUUACAUAGAGCUUAUAUCAGUUGAUGGUGAUAUGCCGACUGAUGUUGUUGGUUCCAGCUUAGCUCUAUGCUCGCUGUCAACCAGAGAACUUCAAAGAAUGCGUAACGAGGUGGCAAUUAAUGGGUGGCUGCACCAGUAUUUUGAGUCAGUUGUCUCAAUGUACGAGGACAGGUUUGAGUUAUAUGUUUUAUCCAGAAAACUUUGUGAAAAACCAGCAGAUAAUCAAGCUGAAGUGACAAACUGGUGGAGGCUUGGAUUUGGAAAGCCUUCCACCGUUACUCUUCUAGAGUACGUUCACAUAAGCUCAUUUUCUCUUCCGGUGAGAAGGACGAAAGAAUUGAGAGCUCUGGCUGGAUGGAGGUAUUAUUUCAGCCUAUUAUUAGAAAUGUCAGAUAUUGCCAUGCCUUUCAUAAGGGCUGUUGUCACCAAAGUUAGUGCUGCAGUGUCGUACUUCUGGGUGUCCAUGAUAGGAAGGUCUCUGGGAUUGAUUUUCUCAGGGAUAAGGCAAUCACUUGGUUGGAGAUGAUCAGAUGUUUCUUUGGUUUUUGAUUGUGAGAUCUUGUGACUGAGCGAUAUUUGCCUCGCAGUCAUGUCCAGUUUUGUCAAUUUAUAUAGGCUUUUCGUUGACCUUUUUUUUUACUGUUGAGAUGGCUGACUUCUGGUCCUCGUUAUACAUGUUCUGUAUCACAUAAUGUAACAAAGUUCAUUGAUCUGACCAAAGGGUGAAAAUUAUUUGUUAAUCUUGGAAUGCAUCAUGUGGUAUAUAACAUUUUGAAGGCAAACCACACAUUUCAGGACAUUAUGGCAGAAGUCAGAUUGUCUGAUCCAAAAACUUGUACAGAUUUAUCCAGUCUGCACCAAUUUGAGAAAACAAUAUUUCAA